Molecule: messenger RNA, 2472 nt
Organism: Sphaerodactylus townsendi
Lineage: Eukaryota; Metazoa; Chordata; Lepidosauria; Squamata; Sphaerodactylidae
Gene: ABCB9
Product: ATP binding cassette subfamily B member 9
Exons: 8
Coding region: 230-1891 (553 amino acids)
Biological process (GO): transmembrane transport
Cellular component (GO): membrane
Molecular function (GO): ATP hydrolysis activity; ATP binding; ABC-type oligopeptide transporter activity
Source: RefSeq, a predicted model, not a curated record
GUCAAUCUAAAUUGGACGCUUGACCAUCUAUGGGAGCAGCAGGAAUUAUAUCGCAACAUCCAAAGACUACAACUCAGAUAACAGGAGAGCUUAGGAAACUGUGGUGUGGAAAGACUGGACUGACAUGCUGGCUUCAGCCCUUGGCUAGGAGGCCUGUCUCCCUCCCUCCCUCCCUGGUGGCACCUUUUGCUGUUUCUUCUCCUCUGCCUCACCUCUGGAGAAGCUGAACAUGCACGCCUGGAAAGCGGUGAUUGGCACUCUGGCCUUUGUCAUCGUGGAUGUGACGGUGACCACGCUGCUGUACGAGCACAGCCGCAGUGCUGGCAGCAUCCUCCAAGACAUGAAGCACUUUAACAUCUUUGACUCCAUGCUGGACAUCUGGGGGGCCUGCCUGUACCGGAGCUGCUUGCUCUUGGGAGCUGCCAUCGGGGUGGCCAAAAACACCCACUACGGCCCCAAGCGGCUGAAAGUGUCCCGGACUUUUAUCCUGCUGGUCUGCCUCGCGGUGGGCAUUUACGCCCUGGCCAAGUUGCUGCUCUACUCAGAGGUGAGGAAGACCAUCAAGGACCCGUGGUUCUGGAGUUUGUUCGCAUGGACGUACCUGUCUCUGGCAGCCACGUUCUUUCUGUGGCAGCUGCUCGCUUCUGUGAAGCGUUCCAGGGAGACUUUGGGAAUAAAUUCGGAGUCUCGGACUGAAGCGGAAGAAUUGGGGGACCCCACGCCUCUUGGUGGCCAGCCAAAGAAAGAGGAGACAUCGGCAGCCACGAUUUGUAAACUGUUAUCUUAUACCAGGCCCGAUUCUCACCUCCUGGUUGUGGCCUUUUUCUUCCUGCUGGUUGCUGCUUUAGGAGAAACAUUCCUGCCCUACUACACAGGCCGGGCCAUUGACGGAAUAGUCAUCCAGAAGAGCAUGGACAAGUUUUCCACCGCUGUGGUGAUCAUGGCCGUUCUAGCCGUAGGAAGUUCAUUUGCCGCAGGUAUCCGAGGUGGCGUCUUUACGCUGGUCUUUGCUAGGCUGAACAUCCGGCUGCGCAACAGUCUCUUCCAGUCGUUGGUGGCACAGGAAAUGAGUUUCUUCGACGAGAACCUCACAGGUGACAUUAUUUCCCGGCUGACCUCAGACACCACCAUCGUGAGCGACCUGGUCUCGCAGAACAUCAACAUCUUCCUGCGCAACAUGGUGAAAGCCACGGGUGUGAUUGUCUUCAUGUUCAGCCUGUCUUGGCAGCUCUCCCUGGUCACCUUCAUGGGAUUCCCGAUCAUCAUGCUCAUGUCUGAUCUUUAUGGGAAAUACUACAAGAUCUCCCUGGUGAGCCAAGAGCCAGUGCUGUUUGCCCGGUCCAUUGCAGAAAAUAUCUCCUACGGCUUGGCGUCUGUUCCUUAUGACUCAGUUAUUCAGGCGGCCCAAAAAGCGAAUGCUCAUGCAUUUAUCAUGGAAUUGCAAGAUGGCUACCAUACAGAAGCCGGUGAAAAAGGAGCCCAGCUCUCUGGUGGCCAGAAGCAGAGAGUCGCAAUUGCAAGAGCGUUGAUUAGAAAUCCGUCGAUUCUGAUUCUGGAUGAAGCCACCAGUGCCCUGGAUGCGGACAGUGAGCACGCGAUUCAGCAGGCUAUUUAUGGAGACGUCCAGAGCCACACAGUACUGGUCAUAGCCCACAGACUGAGCACUGUGGAGAAGGCACACAGUAUCAUUGUUCUCGACAAGGGCCGUGUGGUACAGCAAGGGACACACAAGCAGCUGAUGGAAGAAGCGGGCCUUUAUUACAAGCUGGUGCAAAGACAGAUCCUAGGCCACAAAACCAGCACAGGGGACAGCUCUCAGCCGGAUGGCGGCUUGGCUGACAUCCGGAGAGAGUCUCCGAAGACCGGACAGGCAGAGGAGUUCCGGAUGUAAUGUCACAAGUCUGCAAUUUGGACUGGAAGCUCAUGUUAUUAAUAAAAAAACACUCAGGACUUUGGUUGGAAUCCCAUUAGAAGAGGAGUUCUCUUUAGCACAGGGUCUCUAGGGGUUUUUCCAGACAACGAGGUCUGUUUACAGUCUUAAGCACCGAGUGUCCUUGGGCACAGGAUUAUCAGCAGGCCCCGCUGAGCAGGCGAGAACCAGCAGGUCAGCAAUCCUCAAAGCAAUCCACGAGUUCUCGUAUCCUGCUAAUAUGCAUGCAAAGCUCGCUGUUAUUUAUAAAGAGGUGUGAUAUUUAGGCGCAUGCAUCACAGGGAAAGGACAGUGAAUCUUAUGGAUGGAUUGUGUGGACUGUUCAGAAAGCGAUGGUGUCGAACCGGGGCCUAAACAUGGGAUCACUCUAGUGCCUGUAGACAGCCUUUCUACUUGCAUGAAUGUUCUGCUGCACCUCAACUACGUGUGUGUAAAACGUUGACCAUCUGAGACACAGAUGUUUCCAAAACCGGUAGUUACAUCUAACUUCUGGUAUGCAACUUUACAAGGUGCGAUAUUCACAGAGUGGAGGCGUGUCCAUU